CCCAGGGGCUGCCGGCGGAUGAGUGCGGCCCGGCGGAGGCUGCGGAUGAGCCGGGCGAAGGAGCUGGUGGCAUACUGCCUGCUCCUGGGGCUGUCCUUCCCCCUCCUGCUGCUGCUGCCGCUUCUCUGAGAUGCGCCGGGCGACGGCUCGGCCCUGCCGACGGGGGACGGGCAGGAGGAGCCGGCGGGAGCCCCACUCCGGUGCCCGGCGUGCGGCCGGCGGCAGCAGCAGCAGCCCCAGGGCCUGACGGCCUGGCGAGGGACGAUGAGGAGCUCGGGCGGGCUUUGCGGCGGUGCCACCCAGCCUGCGCGGGCGGGCGGGCUGCCUCUCCCCGCGGGGGGGCCCGGCCGCGGCCACGGCCGCGCUCUGCCCCUGCGGGCGUGAUGCUUUCGCCGCUGUGAUCGCCGCUACACGUCCACGGGUAAUGGGCCAGCGGCCGCGGGCACUGCCACCGCAGCCCCCUCACCGCGGGGCCGGCGCUCCGGGACCCUGACCCAGCCCCAUCGCCCGCCGGGCGGCGGCUGUAGCCGGGACAGCUGCCGGCCGGGGCGCUCGCGUUGCUGCAGAUCCGCCGCUCUGCGGGGCGGAGUGUGUCCCCGCCGGCUUGCCGUGCGGGGAGGCGGGCCGGGGGCCGGCUGAGAUGGGAGAGAGCAUGUCCAAGAGGCUGAAGCUGCAGCUUGGAGGCGAGGCGGAGAUGGAGGAGCGGGCUUUCGCUAACCCCUAUCCCGACUAUCAGCCCCAGGGAGCCGCGGCAGCUCCCAGCGCGGCGGACGCCCAGCGGGACAGGGCGCCGCUCCCGGCGGAGGACGAGUCCCUCCCCUUCGACGCCGAUGGGAAGGUCAGUGCUCGGUUCUCAAAACGGAUCCAGGCAAAAAUCAAGGACCUUCUGCAACAAAUGGAGGAAGGGCUAAAGACAGCAGAUCCACAUGACUGCUCUGCCUAUACUGGCUGGACUGGUAUUGCCCUCUUAUAUCUUCAACUGUACCGCGUGACGAAAAACCAGAGCCAUUUGCAGCGAUCUCUUGAUUACGUGAAGAGAAUCCUUCGCAAUCUGAACGGCAGAAGAGUUACUUUCCUCUGUGGUGAUGCUGGGCCAUUGGCAGUGGGUGCAGUGGUUUAUCACAAGCUGAAAAUCGACAACGAGUCUAAAGAAUGUGUUGCCAAGUUGUUGCAGCUACACAGGACAGUCAUAAGCACAGACGCUGAACUUCCAGAUGAGCUGCUUUAUGGUAGAGCAGGUUACCUGUAUGCCUUGCUGUACCUGAAUACUGAAAUCGGUCCAGACACAGUCCCACAGUCUGUUAUCAAAGAGGUAAUAGAUGCUAUUAUUGAAUCGGGGAAAAACUUCUCUAAGGAGGAGCGGAAGACGGAGCGUUGUCCUCUGUUGUACCAGUGGCACAGGAAGCAAUAUGUUGGAGCAGCCCAUGGAGUGGCUGGGAUCUAUUACAUGCUCAUGCAGCCAAUUGCAAAUGUGGGCCAGGAGACCCUGACAGAGCUGGUGAAGCCAAGCAUUGACUAUGUGCGCCAUAAGAAGUUCAGAUCUGGGAAUUACCCAUCGUCACUGAGCAAUGAGACUGACAGACUGGUUCACUGGUGCCAUGGUGCCCCCGGAGUCAUCCACAUGCUCAUGCAAGCUUACAAGACUUUUAAAGAAGAUAAAUACUUGAAAGAUGCUAUGGAUUGUAGCGAUGUCAUCUGGCAGAGAGGUUUAUUGAGAAAAGGAUAUGGGAUCUGCCACGGUACAGCUGGCAAUGGCUACUCCUUCUUGUCUCUCUAUAACCUAACUCAGGACAAAAAGUACCUCUACCGAGCUUGCAAGUUUGCUGAAUGGUGUUUGGAGUAUGGUGCACAUGGAUGUCGUAUUCCUGACCGACCUUAUUCUCUCUUUGAAGGCAUGGCUGGAGCUAUUCAUUUCCUCUCAGAUAUUUCAGUACCGGAGACUUCCCGGUUUCCAGCAUUUGAACUUGGACCUCAAAGGAGGGAAAACAAAGUGGAACAGGACAGCUAAAACAUCGUUUUGAAAGGAAACUGAUGCCAAAAGAGAUGAGACUGUUCAGUGCCUCUGAUACCGAACCAACUCGACCCUGAGCUGACAGAUGGAUAAACCCCUUGUCUCACCCCACCCCUGCCCCAGAGGACCAUGAAGUCAUUGGAGCAUGAAUGGGAGAAGCCACAUUUCAGUUCUGUUAAAGUGACAGCCUCAGAAGUAGGACAAGAGAAGUCAAGUUUUGAACUCUCUCUCUCCUGUUGUAUUUGUCUUCUUCAGGUCUCUGACAUGCUCUGCAUGUUUAUAGGUGUUGUGUGUUGACUCGAGUCUUUUGUUGUUAGCAAAAAGCUGGUCCCUGUGUGAAUCUCUGUCCUGUACCUUUGUGCAUGACUCACGACAGCACUGUUGCCUUCUGCAGCGUGGUUAUCCAGAGAGCUCCACCUUAUGCCAGAGUUUGCUGCAGGACAGUGCCCAGCUUCACUGCUGAGCUGGCAACUUCUAAAGAGAUGAAAAACAUGUUCAUGUUCAUAUUUUUCCGCAUUUUUCUCCAUAGUUCCUAGAAGCUAAAGUGAUGGAGAUCAGCCUUUUUUGGUGAAGAGGUAUGUUCUCAGAGAAGUUUAAAGGGACAUGAAUUGUCUUUUGCUGCUAUUGCGGGAGGGUUUUGCUGAAAGCCUGAAAAAGAGGCUUCCUUUGAUACCUGCCCCUGUUUAGUGUGUUAGGCACUUAGAACAGGAUGGGGAUGCUUGUCCCCACCUCUGCAAAGCCACAGCCCAUGGCACGAGCUUAAACUGGAGGUUGAGUCACCCAUGGGAACCUCCCACUGCCACCAGCAGCAGAGCAGGGAUGGCAUUAACUGUGCUUCUCCUCUCCUGUACAUGGCUUUCUAAUAGGCCUGUCCUGCAGCAUCUAGUAUUGAAUGAGUAAGGGAGGGUGUCAGUGCAAGUUUCUCACCCUGGUAACUCAGGAUGGCUGUGGCUUCCAGAACCAAAGCAGUGAUUUGUUCUGGGCCCUUCCCUCCCUCUCCCAGCCCAGCUGUGUUUAGCCCAUGUAGUAUUACAGGAGUGAUAAAUACCAGCUGCUUGUGGAGGCCACAGAAGAUUAAUGAGCGCUAUGAAACCA
Pezoporus flaviventris is the source of this 3106-nucleotide messenger RNA. It is a transcript of the gene LANCL2, whose product is annotated as LanC like glutathione S-transferase 2. The record is from RefSeq and is a predicted model, not a curated record. Gene Ontology annotation, biological process: carbohydrate metabolic process; peptide modification. Gene Ontology annotation, cellular component: plasma membrane. Lineage: Eukaryota; Metazoa; Chordata; Aves; Psittaciformes; Psittacidae. Bases 641 to 2008 code for a protein of 455 amino acids. The transcript has 9 exons.